Punctularia strigosozonata HHB-11173 SS5 is the source of this 2304-nucleotide messenger RNA. RefSeq names its product aconitate hydratase. The record is from RefSeq and is a predicted model, not a curated record. Lineage: Eukaryota; Fungi; Basidiomycota; Agaricomycetes; Corticiales; Punctulariaceae. Gene Ontology annotation, cellular component: mitochondrion; cytosol. The coding region runs from base 1 to 2304 and encodes 767 amino acids. Gene Ontology annotation, biological process: tricarboxylic acid cycle. The transcript is spliced from 7 exons. Gene Ontology annotation, molecular function: 4 iron, 4 sulfur cluster binding; aconitate hydratase activity.
AUGGCCACCGCCGCCGAACGCAUCGGUGACACCAAAGUGCCCAUGUCGCUCCUCGAGAAGGGAGCGUACAUCAACUACCAGCGCAUCGAGGACAACCUCGCCAUUGUUCGUAGCAGGCUCAACCGCCCUCUGACGCUCUCGGAGAAGAUCCUGUACGGGCAUCUUGACGAUCCCCAUGGCCAGGACAUCGUCCGUGGCACCAGCUACCUCAAGCUUCGCCCUGACCGUGUUGCGUGCCAGGACGCUACGGCUCAGAUGGCGCUCCUCCAGUUCAUGUCGGCUGGCAUGGACACAGCGGCGGUCCCAACUACCGUCCACUGUGACCAUCUUAUCGAGGCGCAGAUCGGCGGUGUGAAGGAUCUUGCUCGCGCGAUCGACAUCAACAAGGAGGUCUACGACUUCCUUGCCACGGCUACGGCUAAGUACGGUCUCGGUUUCUGGAAACCCGGUUCUGGAAUCAUCCACCAAAUCAUCCUCGAGAACUAUGCCUUCCCCGGUGGUCUCAUGAUCGGUACGGACUCGCACACCCCCAACGCCGGUGGUCUCGGUAUGGCCGCUGUCGGUGUCGGUGGCGCGGACGCGGUCGACGUUAUGGCUGGACUUCCUUGGGAACUGAAGUGCCCGAAGACCAUCGGUGUUGAACUUAAGGGCAAGAUCAGUGGCUGGACUACACCUAAGGACGUCAUCCUCAAGGUUGCUGGCAUCCUCACGGUCAAGGGCGGCACUGGCGCAAUUGUUGAGUACUACGGCGAGGGUGUUAAUUCGUUGUCCUGCACGGGUAUGGCGACCAUCUGCAACAUGGGUGCUGAGAUUGGUGCGACCACGUCGAUCUUCCCCUUCAACCACCGCAUGCAGGACUACCUCACGGCCACCAAGCGCGCGGACAUUGGCGAAUACGCUCAGCGCUUCUCGCACAACCUCGUCGCGGACAAGGGUGUCGAGUACGACCAGCAGAUCACCAUUGACCUCAACGAGCUCGAACCCCACAUCAACGGCCCCUUCACCCCGGAUCUUGCUACUCCCGUCUCCAAGUUCAAGGAUGAGGUCAUCAAGAACAACUGGCCAGCCGAGCUCAAGGUCGCUCUCAUUGGUUCUUGCACCAACUCGUCGUACGAGGACAUGUCCCGCGCCGCUUCCAUCGCCAGGCAGGCGUCCUCCCACGGUCUCACCACCAAGUCCAAGUUCACUGUCACCCCCGGUUCCGAGCAGGUCCGCGCUACCAUCGAGCGUGACGGUCAGAUGGCCGCCCUCGAGGAGGUUGGUGGUCUCGUCUUGGCAAACGCUUGCGGGCCCUGCAUCGGUCAAUGGGACCGCAAGGACGUGAAGAAGGGCGAGAAGAACUCGAUCAUCACCUCGUACAACCGUAACUUCACCGGCCGUAACGACGCAAAUCCCGCCACGCACGCCUUCGUCGCCUCCCCCGACAUCGUCACUGCGUUUGCGUUUGCCGGCGACCUCCGCUUCAACCCCCUCACUGACGAGCUCACCGGCGCCGACGGCAAGAAGUUCAAGUUUGACGACCCCAACGGCCUUGAGCUCCCGCCCAAGGGCUACGACCCCGGACAGAACACCUUCCAGGCCCCUCCUUCCGACCGUGCUUCCGUCCAGGUCGCUGUUGACCCCAAGUCUGACCGUCUCCAGCUGCUUAAGCCCUUCAAGCCUUGGGAUGGCAAGACCCCGACCGACCUCCCGAUCCUCAUCAAGGUCAAGGGCAAGUGCACGACCGACCACAUCUCCGCCGGCGGCCCCUGGCUCAAGUACCGCGGCCACCUCGAGAACAUCUCACAAAACUGCCUGAUCGGCGCAAUCAACUCUGAGAACGGCGAGGCGAACAAGGUUAAGAACCAGAUCACGGGCGAGUACGGCGCGGUGCCGGCGACGGCGGCCUACUACCGCGACCACGGCAUCAAGUGGGUCGUCGUUGGUGACCACAACUACGGCGAGGGUUCGUCGCGCGAGCACGCCGCGCUCGAGCCGCGUUUCCUCGGCGGCCUCGCGAUCAUCACCCGCUCCUUCGCCCGCAUCCACGAGACCAACCUCAAGAAGCAGGGCAUGCUCGCCCUCACGUUCGCCAACCCGGACGACUACGAGAAGGUCCGCCCCGACGACCGCGUCGACAUCCUCGGCCUCGAGACCUUUGCGCCCGGCAAGAACCUCACGCUCCGUCUGAAGCACUCUGACGGGUCGCAGGAGGAGCUCCCGCUCGCGCACUCGUUCAACGAGGGCCAGAUCGAGUGGUUCAAGGCAGGCUCCGCGCUCAACCUCAUGGCCGCCAAGGCGAACGAGGCUAAGGCCUCCGCAUAA